CGUGGAUCCCGUGGGUCUGGAGGCAAAUAAGUUUGCUCUGCCUGCGCUCGCUGCCUUUUACGCAGGCGCAGAUCGCGCUGUUUGUCCAGUUUCGCUGGUUGACUUUUACCUGUGAGGUAGUUUCGGUUCAGCGUCGGGAGAAGGACGCAGCAGCCGCUCCGGUUCUGUUCGGUCCAGAGACGUCAAAGCCUCCUCCUCCUCCUCCUCUUCCUCCUCCCCGGUGUGUGACUCAGGGACCCCGCCGCGGAGCCUCGGACGGGAUUUCUCCGGGAUUUUAGAGUCGGUGCGCAACAGCGAGGAGGCAGGUGUACGGGGACCGGACCGGACGGGACGGGUGGAGAGGAGUCCAGACACCGGACGCAGUGAGUGGAAAUCAACUGGUUGGCUCGAUCAGGUUCGGCUUUAUUGGUAUGCGGCCGGAGUCCUGAUCGGCAGCCCUGAAGACUUCUCCGAGCCUGCAGAGUGACUCCUCGCCCCGCGGAGGAGGCGCCGGGAGCAGCAGACACCGGAGCCGGACUGCGGCGUCGGCGGCGGCGCGGUGCGGUGCGGGUUUCACGGACACGCCGCGGAGCAGGUCGCCCUCUGGAUCGGGAAGAUGAUGGGCUUUCUGCGCCGGACCUUCAGCCGCCGCUCCCGCCUCCACGCCAGAGAGAGGGACGAGCGGGACGAUAAGGUGGACGGAGGGGUGACGGGGAACCCCCUGCUGCUGCCCCACCAGCAGCAGGUCGUCCACGCUCCGGCCGUGGUCAGCGGGGGCGCCACGGUCCACAUCCCGGCGGCGGGGACGGCGAAGAGCACCAUCACCUGCCGCGUCCUGCUGCUGGACGGCACGGACGUCAGCGUGGAUUUACCUAGCAAAUCCAAAGGCCAGGACCUUUUUGAUCAGAUCAUGUAUCACAUAGAUCUGGUGGAGACGGAUUAUUUCGGACUGCAGUUCAUGGACGCAGAUCAGGUGUCGCACUGGCUGGAUCUGUCCAAGGCUCUGAAGAAACAGAUCCAGGAGCCUUACCGACUCUUCUUCAGAGUGAAAUUUUACUCUUCAGAGCCAAAUAACCUGCGCGAGGAAUUCACACGGUAUCUUUUUGUGCUGCAGCUUCGACAGGACAUUUUGUCUGGCAAAUUAAAAUGUCCGUAUGAUGUGUCAGUGGAGCUGGCGGCGUAUUGUUUACAAAGUGAGCUGGGCGACUGCGACCCCUUGGAGCAUUCCCCCGAGCUGGUGUCGGAGUUUCGUUUCACUCCCAAACAGAGCGAGAGCAUGGAGGCGGACAUCUUCGGCAGGUGGCUGGAGCUCAGGGGACAGAGUCCGUCUCAAGCAGAGAUUUCUUUUCUCAACAAAUGCAAGUGGCUGGAGCUCUACGGCGUAGAUAUGCACUUUGUCAAGGGCAGAGAUGGGGGUGAAUAUGCCCUGGGUCUCACCCCAACUGGCAUCUUAGUUUUUGAAGGCUCCAACAAAAUCGGGCUAUUCUUCUGGCCCAAAAUCACCAGGCUGGAUUUCAAAAAGAGUCGCCUGACUUUGAUGGUGGUGGAGGACGAUGAUCAGGGUCGCGAGCAGGAGCACACCUUCGUGUUCCAGCUGGCCAGCGCCAAGAGCUGCAAACACCUGUGGAAGUGCGCCGUGGAGAGCCACGCCUUCUUUCGCCUGCGACAGCCGACCGCCGGCAAGGCGAGCCGCAACGACUUCACGCGGCUCGGCUCCCGCUUCAGAUUCAGUGGAAAGACGGAGUAUCAGGCCACUCAUGGAGGCAGACUGAGGAGAGCCAGCACAUUUGAGAGGAGGCCGAGCAAACGAUACCCCUCCCGCACACAGUCGCUGGGCAAAGCUCUGCCUCUUCAUAUCAGCCUGCAUGCCAGCCCUGAUCCCAGUCCACAUGCGUACCAACACAACAUCCCUAUUGGUCACGAGCCUUGGCAUCCGUCCCACCCCGCUCUCACCCUCCCGGUUUACCUGCAGCCAUCCGGUCACACACCGCCACACAGCUUCCCGCUGAGCAGUUCUGCUUCAGACCAUCAGUACAGCUCAUCAGAGAAUGAAAAUUCGUAUUCUGGCAAGAGCCACCAUCGUCACCGCCGCCACACGCACAGCCAGGAAACACUCUGCCACACACACACCAAAAACAAACGUCGUGCUCCUCCCUGCCCUGCAGAUGUCAUGGACAUCUCUCAGUCCCUGCUCAAGGCUCUGGAGACGGACAAUGAUCCUCCUCCCUGGCCUUCACUCCACAUAAACAUCGACAAGGGAGAAGAGAAGCUACUGUCGGAGAAGUCUCUGCACCCUCCUGCUUCUCCAGUGAUGCUCCCAGAUCACCUCAAAUGUAACAUCCUCAAAGCCCAGAUGGAAGCAGCUUUCAGGAAGGAUCCUCCACUGACACCCAGAGGGAAAAGCUCAAACGAGACCAGCAGUGACAGGUAUCAGAGUUCAUCCCAAGACUCGGCAGCGUCGAGUUUGACAGCUGAAAAGACACCCCGCAGACAGGAUCUUAGCUUAACACCAGAGAAGCUGCAGGCCAAAAGCAAUCCAAGCUCCGGCCGAAGAAAACGCCUGGUCCGGCAAUUCAGCUUCAACCACGAAGAUGAAGAUAAUCUGCCGGAAGCGCUUGCAGCAAUCUCCUCACAGAGCGCAGGGAAGUCAGGGUCAAGCAGUUCCCUGGACAAACAGAUACAACCAUCUAUUUACCCACAGGUGGAUAAUAUGCCAGUACUGGAGCUGGGUAGUCCGUGUUGUACCUCUCCCUCGCCUUCCCCUCACCUCUCCCCUUCUUACUACCGUAGCUCUAUGCCUCACCUGGCCCCCUACCUCACUGCCCAUAACAACAGCGGAGAGGAAAUUAAGCUGGACCGAGAGAAGAUCCUAAGAGCCCUACUGAUGACAGAACUUUGAGAUUUCUACCAAUGAACCUUGUGAUCAUAAAGAAACAUCCAGAAACUCAAACGAAGUUCCAAAGGUUUCAGGCAUCAGCUGGCAUUUGUAUAUUUGCAAGCAAGUUUAACAGAUUUAAAAAAUAUAUUUGCAUAAUUACAAAUUGUUAUAUUUGCUUAUCUGUUUUAGAACAAUAUUUUGAUUGUAUUUAUUGAACUAUAAAUGGAGUUACAUAGACUCCCACAUCAUAUCUGCUGGUGCUGCCUGCAUGAUACAUUUUUUUUCUUCUCUACGUGAUUAUAUGGUUUGAUUUGGGGUUAUCUCCAGAUUUUAUGUCUAUUUAAUCAUCAUUGUACCCAUGCUAAAGCAUAAAAAACUGUCAAAGCACUGAUCCCCUCAUGAAUGUACUGUAAACGCAAAGCCACGUUCUAAAUCUGGUUAUUCCCAGUGUAAAUAGGCAUUGUAAUUAUUGUGCUUAUGACAAAGGGAGGGCCUGUGAAUGCUUACUUGUGUAUUGUAUUUAUGUGAUAUAUCCAUUUUUACAAGCCAAAACAUUUGCAGUAUUUGUGGUUUGAACUGGAGGCGUUUGAAUAGACUCAGAUGUUGAACAUCUUUGCACAGGAACUGCAAAACCUGUGCAACCGUCCCAGUCUACCCACUAGAAGGAGACAAAUCAAAGGUUUUGUUGCAGCUUUGCUCCUGUUUUUCAGGUUUAUCAUAAGGAAGAGGAGUCACUGCUAUUUUUCUACAUGCAAUUUUCAUCGCAGCUCAAAUGCAAAUCUGAUCUAAGAGAGCAUGUUCUUGGAAAUAAAGAUAACCCUGUUGCUCCACUAUA
Messenger RNA from Fundulus heteroclitus (mummichog), 3692 nucleotides. RefSeq names its product erythrocyte membrane protein band 4.1 like 4B (gene epb41l4b). Lineage: Eukaryota; Metazoa; Chordata; Actinopteri; Cyprinodontiformes; Fundulidae. The record is from RefSeq and is a predicted model, not a curated record. The transcript has 24 exons. Gene Ontology annotation, molecular function: cytoskeletal protein binding. Gene Ontology annotation, cellular component: cytoskeleton. The coding region runs from base 596 to 2878 and encodes 760 amino acids.